Messenger RNA from Neltuma alba, 731 nucleotides. RefSeq lists its product as uncharacterized. The record is from RefSeq and is a predicted model, not a curated record. NCBI's taxonomy places the organism in Eukaryota, Viridiplantae, Streptophyta, Magnoliopsida, Fabales, Fabaceae. Bases 546 to 731 code for a protein of 61 amino acids. The transcript is spliced from 2 exons.
CACAUUUCAUCGCUUCUCCUUAAUAAGAUUGAUUCUGAAAAAGAAAUUCAGAUAAAUAAGCUAAUCUGUUCAAGUCGUUCGUGCAAUAACAGAUCAUGUCACAUUUGACAACCAGAGUCCUAUGGACUACAGCAGGGGCGCCGGCGAAAUUGUGAGCUCAUCACUCUAAUGAGCACCAACCAAGAACUUAGGUUCAUGAGCGCGACUGUGCUUGACGCCUGAGGUCUGUGUUUGGUGCGUAUUUUGGUGAUUAAUGUAUGCAUAAAAUCCAUCUGCAACAAUCAACUAACUUUUGGGCGAAUCGGAACUAAUCUGAACAAAUCUAUAGUUAAGAUCGGAUGAAUUUAAGAAUCAAGAGUAUUUAUUGCCUUUCUUAGUUAUCGCAGCGACUAUCUCCACAACUGAACUACAAAAGGAGGAAGUCCAGACCAAAAACCAUGAGAAAAAUUAAAAUUCAAUAUCUAUGUCCAUCGCAGAAAGAGAUGUGAGAAGUUUCUCCGCAAGAAAUCACAUUAUUCAACUGUUCUCAAAUACUCGUCAUUGAAAUGGAAGAAAAAUUUUGGACAAUUUCAGAUCCCAACUCACUUCUGCUCAGGCUCAGGCUUCUCCAAGAAAGUCCUCUUCAACCAACCCCACGGCUGUCAAUCAUACAGAGCUCCAGUGGCGGCGGUGACGCCCCACAUGGCAGCAGCUUUAACGUCAGUGGGUUGGACGCGAAGCUUCGAAGCUAA